AUGUCAACCCCCACAACCCCAGACCUAAACGCAACCCGCGAAGCAGACUACAAACGCUUCAAGAACUACGCGGCCUACACAUUCCUAAUCGGCGCACCAAUCCUAAUCGCCCUCCCACCACGCAAACUGGACCCUCUCACCGUCCUCGUCCUCUGCUCCUUCGGCGCCUCCGCAAACCACAUCGUCCACGACCGCACAGGCCGCAGCAUAGUCGACCGAAUCGACGCGCGGAUCUCACGCAUGCAAGGGUCAUUCUCUUCUCUACCGAGCGAGCGCGCGCAGGAGAUCCAAGAACGCCUCCGGGCAGCGCGCGAUGCGCAGCUCCGUCGUGCUGAGCAUGAGCAGUUGAAGGCGCGGAUUUUGUCGCUUUCGGAUAAGCAGCGCAUGGCGCCGGAUCCGGUUUUGAAGGAGGAGAUUGAGAAGCUUAAGGCGAGACAGGCGCAGGAGGAGGGUCUUGUGCAGCGGGUUUGGAUGGGUGGGGAGUCGGAGGGGUGGAAGGAGAGGAGGUUGAGAGAAGAGCAGAAGGCGCUUAGUGAGGGGAAGGGAUAUGGGGAUUUGAUUCAGGAGCAUAUUUGGGAUGUUUGGACUUGGGGUGGGAAGGAUGGGAAGGCUGGUGAGGGGGUUACGGAUGAGACUGUGGAGAAAAAGGAUUGA
Penicillium expansum is the source of this 654-nucleotide messenger RNA. RefSeq lists its product as uncharacterized. The transcript has a single exon. The record is from RefSeq and is a predicted model, not a curated record. The coding region runs from base 1 to 654 and encodes 217 amino acids. NCBI's taxonomy places the organism in Eukaryota, Fungi, Ascomycota, Eurotiomycetes, Eurotiales, Aspergillaceae.